CCACAUCGAAGAAGAAAUCUCCCCCAAUGCGGAAAUAGAAAGGGGGAUUCCUGGUGCAGGUUAGCUUGGCGUUGUCGCUUUGACAGACAACCACAUCAGAAGAAUGUCAGAACUACCGAUGGGAAAUUAAUUUCAUCAGAUUUUAAUAGAAAUACAACCUGGAAGUGGUGUCAGUUGCGGAAAAUACGCUUGGUCUGCCACAGUCAACCCAGAGCUAAAUUAGCUAACACCAACUAGCUAUACGUAUACAGAUAAAAGCAGCAUGGUACAGCCCCAGACAGACACCUGGGACAUGGCCGGGGACGAGGGAGGCGGGGCUCUCCGGGUUCCACCUGAGCUGGCAGCCAAUGAGGUGGUGACCAGACUACUGGGAGACAACCAGCAGCUCCGAGAGGCGCUGCAGCGCAGCAACCAGGCCCUGCGUCAGCGCUGUGAGGAGAUGGAGGAAUGGCAGCGGAGGUCUAGAGAAGAGAGAGAGUUCCUCAGCUGUCGUUUCCAGGAGGCCCGGGCGCUAGUGGAGAGACUGGCCAGGGAGAACCAUAGCCUCACCAGCCUGGCCAGCCCCUCCAACCCCGGAGCCAACCAAGGCCUGCUGGUCAACGGCCCCAGUUUCAGCCAGGACUCCUGCCCCAACUCCACCAACUGCAGCUCCAAUGGGGGUCCUGGGAGGGGAGGGGAGCAGGAGAAGAGCUCAGAGACCAACGGAACCAUGGCAUCCUCACUGGUGACAGAGAGAGGGAUGGAGAAGAGAGCAGAGGAGAAUGAACAGAUGAUGCUCCACAGCUUGCCCUCAGAACGAGGGAACGGGUUUCUCCAGCUGCUGAAGAGCCACAAAGAGAAGUUGGAUGAAGGGAUGACAGAUCUGAGGUUGAGGAAUAAAGAGCUGGAGAAAGAGAGGGAUGAGGGAAAGCAGGAGAGAGACUGCCUUCGUCGCUCAGUUGAGGAACUCAAAACCAAGCUGGUUCAGGCGCAGAGCUGUGGUGUUACCGAGGAAACGGUUCAACAUUCCGAUGCCCCUCCCCCAUCUGACAGCUCCCACCUGGCCAAACUCACAGAGCAGCUACAAGCCACACAGUGCAGGUACAGAGAGCUGCAGGAGAAGUUAGAUUCCCUCCAGAAGAGUUCAGCUCAGAGAGACAGAACUGAAGUGCUGCUUAAACAGAAGGACAAAGACUGUGCCCAGCUGGCUAAGGAUGGCGAGGCGCUGAAGGCCCAGGUGACGUCUCUUCUGGGUGAGCUGAGAGAGAGACAGAGCUGUCUGGACCAGAGUCAGCAGGACCGCAACAUACUGGACGACAAGCUGAGCAGUACUCGGGAGGCGUUGGCAGCAUCAGAGAGAGAGAUGGAACAACAGAGGAAGCAGCACUCUGUGACGGUAGACAAACUACUGCUGCAGACACACAACCUAGAGACCGCCCUGAAGACUGACCGCCUGGUUAUUACUGAGGAGAGGAGGAAGCUAGCCCAGCUGCAGCACGCCUACACCUGUCUGUUUAAGGACUACGACUCCAAACUCAAGACUGAGGGAGGAGACAUGGUUGUUCGUCUGGAGGAGGCAGAGAGAGCGUUGGCUCUGAAACAGGAUCUGAUUGACAAGCUGAAGGAAGAGGUGGAGCAACAGAGAGGAUCUCUAGAGACCGUUCCUGUUCUGACUGCCCAGGCUGAGAUCUACAAGGCAGACUUCCUAGCGGAGCGGGAGGCCAGAGAGAAGUUGAACCAGAGGAAGGAGGAGCUUCAGGACCAUCUGAACAAAGCACUGGCUGAGAUGGAGCGUCUGAAACAGGAGGGGACCUCACGGGCUCGUAUGGAGGAGAUGCAGCAGAGACACCUGGAGGACUUCAUACCACGACCCAACAUCCCCCCACAACCAGGGGUUGCCUUUAACACGGUUCCUCCCCCUUCCUCCUUCCGCAGCGUGGGAUUGGCUGCAGGAGUGGCAGGGGGUGUCUCUGGAGGCGGGGCUGAAGAGCUUCCUGACUACCGCUGUCCAAAGUGCCAGUACCAAGCCCCCGACAUGGACACACUGCAGAUACAUGUCAUGGACUGUAUCCAGUAACACACACACACACAGUCACUCACACUAGUGAUGAGCGGGUCAGCUGUUUGUUCACCCACACCUGCCUGCAGUUGCUAAUCACCCAUCACCAACCGCCCGACUACAUGUGAUAAAGAGAAGGUCUGAGGUCGUUACCUGCUAAUAUAGAAAAUACGCUGAAGGCUACAGUCAAAGCUGGCAUAACGAUUAUUUUUAUGACAGGCCUUUUUAUAUAGGACUAAUGUUUCUGCUUCUUACCAAAGUGUGUAGGCUAUUUGUUGGUUGAUGUUGAAUUAGAUACAUGCAGCUACUCUUCUGUCAUUAUGUUAACCUAGAAGACAACCACUUACUCACCAGAAUGUCAUAAACCAAUAGAAUGAAUGCUUCAAUCUACUUGAUAUCGGUCAAGUUUGUUUUCUCUUAAAUCUCUGCUUCUGUCACACAGGAACGGCGUUUAGGGACCGGGGAGAAAAUGCAAUAGUCCCCCCCUAAAAUACAUGAAAUAUUUUCUGUGCAACAUUUCCAAAUGAAAUCAGUUUGACCAGUUUUAAGAACAUUAAAAGCUGUUAAAACAACCAAACAUGUUUCUGAUCAGAUUUCAGUUCGGCUUGGAUGCGUAUUUUAACUGUCAGCUUUUAUGAUGCUGAUAAAAACAGCACCUCUACAGACGGUCCCUAGCCGCGCAUUCUCUCAAAAUACUGAAAGAAAGAUAGAUUUCUCCACUCCGAGUCAAAAUGUACAUUUGGUGUAUAAUUUUACAGCAAGAAAUCCUUAAUUCUCCAGGAGUUCAUAUUAAGGCUAUGUGAAAGGUUAUAGACCUGUAGUUAGUUAGUCCACAUUUCAGUUUCCAUUCAACCCAUCUGAACACCACAGUUCCCUUGACAGGUCAUGGGUCUAUUUGAAGUCCCCAUCUUGUGACUGUAAUUUGUACAGCGCCUCAAUCAUCCUCUUUAACCACGUCACUAAAUCUUCCCCAAAACAUUACUGUUCUGGUCCUCCCGUCUCUUUAAUUUCAACUCUCCAUUUCACAGCUUUUCUCUUAUUGAAUUCAACUCUGAUAUUGUCAUUUAACUUUUUCUGCCCAAGUUCCCAAAAACAUUUGGCAAUUGUUGUGUAUUUGGCACUACAGUUAGACCCUAAAGCUGAGACUACACACUGACACCAGAUACAGUUAGACCCUAAAGCUGAGACUGACACCAGAUAUAGUUAGACCCUAAAGCUGAGACUGACACCAGAUACAGUUAGACCCUAAAGCUGAGACUGACACCAGAUACAGUUAGACCCUAAAGCUGAGACUGACACCAGAUACAGUUAGACCCUAAAGCUGAGACUGACACCAGAUACAGUUAGACCCUAAAGCUGAGACUACACACUGACACCAGAUACAGUUAGACCCUAAAGCUGAGACUGACACCAGAUAUAGUUAGACCCUAAAGCUGAGACUGACACCAGAUACAGUUAGACCCUAAAGCUGAGACUGACACCAGAUACAGU
This is a messenger RNA of Oncorhynchus mykiss (rainbow trout), 3529 nucleotides long. Its product is annotated as inhibitor of nuclear factor kappa B kinase regulatory subunit gamma. Gene Ontology annotation, biological process: positive regulation of canonical NF-kappaB signal transduction. Gene Ontology annotation, cellular component: IkappaB kinase complex; nucleus; cytoplasm. The record is from RefSeq and is a predicted model, not a curated record. Gene Ontology annotation, molecular function: K63-linked polyubiquitin modification-dependent protein binding. Lineage: Eukaryota; Metazoa; Chordata; Actinopteri; Salmoniformes; Salmonidae.